Messenger RNA from Penicillium argentinense, 1131 nucleotides. RefSeq lists its product as uncharacterized. The coding region runs from base 1 to 1131 and encodes 376 amino acids. The record is from RefSeq and is a predicted model, not a curated record. Gene Ontology annotation, molecular function: electron-transferring-flavoprotein dehydrogenase activity; flavin adenine dinucleotide binding. The transcript has 3 exons. Gene Ontology annotation, cellular component: cytoplasm. NCBI's taxonomy places the organism in Eukaryota, Fungi, Ascomycota, Eurotiomycetes, Eurotiales, Aspergillaceae.
AUGUCCGAACGCGUCUCUGUUAUAGUCAUCGGCGGCUCCCACGCAGGCCCUGCAAUAAGCCAAAAACUGGUCCGACAGACCCCCAGAGCGGCGAUAACCCUCAUCAAUCCUUCGGAUGAAUACUACUUCAACAAUGCCGCUCCCAGGUUCCUCGUCAAGCCCGAAAGCCUGCCACCAAGCAAAUAUCUCUACCCCAUCCCAGAGGCGUUCCGCGAAUAUCCAGCGGGCGCUUUCACCUUUUCGGUCUCAGUUUUUUUGUCUGCAGACUCGAUCUCCACUAUUGCUGCUUCGUUUGUUUUCGAUUACCUUGUUAUUGCGUCUGGCAGUACGACACCUGCGACGCUUGGACAGGCAGGUGUGAGGCUCCCGUUCAAGGCGACUGCGUUUGAAGAUACGAGGAAGGCAAUAUACCGGGGGCAUGAAACGCUGAAGACCGCUAAGAGGAUCGUUAUUGGUGGCGCAGGGCCUCUGGGAGUCGAACUUGCCGGGAACUGGCGGAAGCUGCAGGACCGAAGAAGAUUACGUUGGUGUCUCGGUCAAGUGUGCUGCUGGAGGGGGCCCCCGAGCCUGUUCAGGGAACAGCUCUAUCGCCUCUACGGCGGAAGGAUACGCGGUGUACGAAGCCCAAACCAAACCUGGAAAGUCAAGCUGUCUACUGGGCAGAUAUGCACUGCUGAUGCAUAUAUCGCGACCACGGGUACCAUUCCAAAUAAUCAGUUUAUCCCUAAGAGCUGUCUGAAUCCCCAGGGUUGGGUAAACGUCGAUGAACGGCUCAGAGUCGUGGAAGACAGCGUUAGCCGCACGGAAACUUAUGCUGUCGGUGACAUUACCUGUCAUCCAUAUCGACUGCUCUCGAGAGUCUCUCUUCAGGGAGAGACCGUGGCAUCAAAUAUAGCGACAGCCAUUGAGCGAAGGGCCCGGGUUGCUACGUAUUCGGUAGAAGUACAAAAGAAGAUGAUGGUCGUUCCGGUGGGACAAUCAACUGGGACAGGACACCUGGGGGGAUGGACGCUCUUUGGAUGUCUUGUUUGGUUUUUCAAGGGGAAAGACCUUUUUGACUCACGAGGCACCGAAGUUCUUGCGAGGCCAGAUGCGGUGAUACUCCUGGAUAGUGUUUCAGUGUUGAUUUAA